CAAUCCUUUUCUCCUCUGUUUUUUUUUUAAUUUUUUAAUUUGUGUUUUUUUUUUUCAAACUGAUUUUUUUUUUUUUUGGUCCGAAAAACAUGUCAUUCUAAAAAUCUUCAGUACUUGUCUUCAAUGGCGAAAACCAAAGCUCCAAGACGAACCCUAGACUCGUACUCAGUCAAGCAUAUCAAUCGAACUGUUAAACCUGGGGAUUGUGUUCUUAUGCGUCCUUCUGAUACUGGAAAGCCUUCGUACGUGGCUAGAAUUGAGCGGAUCGAAGCGGACAGCCGUGGAGCCAACGUGAAGGUUCAUGUUCGGUGGUAUUACCGACCGGAGGAAUCAAUUGGUGGCCGCCGUCAAUUUCAUGGUUCUAAAGAGGUUUUUCUUUCUGAUCAUCAUGAUGUUCAGAGUGCGGAUACUAUUGAAGGAAAGUGUACUGUUCAUAGUUUUAAGAGUUAUACUAAGCUAGACGCAGUGGGAAACGACGAUUUCUUCUGUCGUUUUGAGUAUAAUUCUGCCACUGGUGCUUUUAAUCCAGACCGAGUUGCAGUGUAUUGCAAGUGUGAGAUGCCUUACAAUCCGGAUGACUUAAUGGUUCAGUGUGAAGGCUGCAGUGACUGGUUUCAUCCUGCUUGUAUAGAAAUGACUCCAGAGGAAGCCAAACGACUCGAUCACUUCUUCUGCGAAAGCUGUUCCUCAGAGAGUCAAAAGAAGUUGCAGAAUUCCCAUAAUGCUUCAAGAAUUUCAGAUACAAAGGUCGACACAAAACGGCGUCGGAGGUGAUAUGAAGUGGGAAUGCAACCAAGUUAUGUAGAAUCGCUACGGUGGUGGAAGUGAUAGUGGUGGUGGUGGUGGUUGUGCCUCUGUCUAAUUCCGUGGGUAGAAUUAACUCAAGAAAAAACAGGCGUCACACACGCCGCCACAGUAUCUGAAAACCUUUUUAUGGGUGUUUUUGCCUGAAUUGUUGAAAUGUUAGGUUGUUUAGGUGGUGGUGAUGAUGAUGAUCAUGGAGGAUGUAUUUGGUUUCUCCUGAAUUAUAUAUCUAUAUAAAUAUGUGUAUGAAUGUAAAUACUCUUAGAAGUUGUGAAUACUGAGUAGUAAAAAUUACUUGUUAUGAUUAGUAAUAGAAACAGAGUUUUUUCACAA
Molecule: messenger RNA, 1137 nt
Organism: Cannabis sativa
Lineage: Eukaryota; Viridiplantae; Streptophyta; Magnoliopsida; Rosales; Cannabaceae
Product: chromatin remodeling protein SHL
Exons: 5
Coding region: 124-774 (216 amino acids)
Molecular function (GO): chromatin binding
Source: RefSeq, a predicted model, not a curated record